Messenger RNA from Mirounga angustirostris (Northern elephant seal), 2402 nucleotides. It is a transcript of the gene C1QL4, whose product is annotated as complement C1q like 4. The record is from RefSeq and is a predicted model, not a curated record. NCBI's taxonomy places the organism in Eukaryota, Metazoa, Chordata, Mammalia, Carnivora, Phocidae. Gene Ontology annotation, molecular function: protein binding. The transcript has 2 exons. Bases 1383 to 2099 code for a protein of 238 amino acids.
UCUGUCUCUGUCUCUCCCUCUCCCGCUCUGGGCCUGUCAGACUCUUUUCGAAGCUUUGUCUCUGUCUCUGCGUCUCUAUCUGGCUUUCUGUCUCUUUGAUUUCUCUGUCGCUCCUUCUCUGCUUUCCUGUCGGUUUCCUGCUCACUCCCCCAGGCUGAUCUGCUUUCUCUCUGGUUCCCUCACCCUCUCGGCUGCUCUGCGCCCAACACUGGGGGUCGAGGGUAGGGGUGGCUGGAAAUUUGCCUUUUCCAGCUCAGACCAACAUGUACUCUUUGAAGCUUUUACCAUAUGUUAUUGGGUCACGGCACUGAGGGGCGUGGGGUGGCGAAUUUCUAUCUUUUUAUCGCCCUUCUUGUUUGUGGGCUUUUCUUUUGGUGGGGGGGUGCUUUUUUAGCUCUGGAAUCCACCUCUGUCUUCUUUCUGUGUGUGUAUGUCGACCCUUUUUAUCCCAUAUCUAUUUCUGUCUUCCUCCGGGCUCUGGGAACACCAAACUCAGGGUGGGGUGAAAGUAAGCAUAGGGUGGGAGCAGUGAAUCCCUGCAGAAUCGGCUCAGAACAGGCAGGAACCGAGAAGCUGGGGGGACGCUGGUGGGGGCCUCUGCCUGCCCCGCCCCCGUGCUUCCCACUCUGGGCGCCAGGGGUCGCUCCGCCCCGGGCCGCUUAUAGAGGCUCCCGCCGCGCCGCGGCUCACACCACCCGCACUGCCGCCCGGGGAGGGAGGGGAGGAAGGUUAGGGACGCAGAGAGGGAGAGCUCUAGCUGGAGAGAAACGAGGGCUCUAGCAGGGGCUGGGGCCGCUGCUGGGGUAGAAAGGUGCGUCAGUGCUCGCCAAGAGCCAGAGCGCAAACCUACGAGGAGGUCGCGUCCGGUGGGCGCCACCCGCAGCGCCGAACCCGGGACGUCCAGAGCGCUGAGAGUAGUGCCCCGUUCCGGCCGGGAGCGAUCCGUCUGGGUAGCCGGGGACCUAGGCGCCGCCAUCCUGUCCGGAGAGCAGGCAUCCUAAGAUCUGUAAGAAACCGGCCGUCCGCGAAGCCGCUGAUUUCAGGCGUCCGGGAACCUUAGACUGAACAGGAGGAUAAUAGAGGACCACGGGUUUUGAACCGUCGGGAGCCCCCUGGUCCAACCCACGGGGGGGACCUCCGCCUUGACGGAAGGUUGGGGGGACGGCACCUCUGAGGCGGGAGCCCGCAGGGGCGGGGGGGCCGGGCGCAGCCGUCGGGGGGGUCCCGACCCAGGCCCGAGCCCGGCCGCCGCCUCCGGGGCCCUUGGAGAGCCCCGGGCCUCCGCCGCCAUUGCCCCCAAGAGUGAGGAGGAUCUGCUGGCCCUGGCCGCUUCGCGGCUGAGCCGCCGCAAGCGGGUGGCGGGCGCGGCCGUCGGGGUGGCCAUGGUGCUGCUGCUGCUGGUGGCCAUUCCGCUGCUGGUGCACAGCUCCCGCGGGCCGGCGCACUAUGAGAUGCUGGGUCGCUGCCGCAUGGUAUGCGACCCACACGGGCCGCGAGGCCCUGGACCCGACGGCGCGCCCGCCUCCGCGCCUCCCUUCCCUCCGGGCGCCAAGGGAGAGGUGGGCCGGCGCGGGAAGGCAGGUCUGCGAGGGCCCCCGGGACCCCCAGGUCCCAGAGGGCCCCCAGGAGAGCCGGGCAGGCCGGGUCCACCGGGUCCUCCCGGCCCAGGCCCUGGCGGGGUGGCACCCCCUGCCGGCUACGUGCCUCGCAUUGCCUUCUACGCGGGUCUGCGGCGGCCACACGAAGGUUACGAGGUGUUGCGCUUCGACGACGUGGUGACCAAUGUGGGGAACGCUUACGAGGCGGCCAGCGGCAAGUUCACCUGCCCCAUGCCAGGUGUCUACUUCUUCGCUUACCAUGUGCUCAUGCGCGGCGGUGACGGCACCAGCAUGUGGGCCGACCUGAUGAAGAAUGGACAGGUCCGGGCCAGCGCCAUUGCUCAGGACGCGGACCAGAACUACGACUACGCCAGCAACAGCGUCAUCCUGCACCUGGAUGUGGGCGACGAAGUCUUCAUCAAGCUGGACGGCGGGAAGGUGCACGGCGGUAACACCAACAAGUACAGCACCUUCUCGGGCUUCAUCAUCUACCCAGACUGAGCAGGGAGGGCCCCACCCCCCGCACCCCGCUCGCCCUUCGCCUUCGCUCCCCUCGUCACCCACCUUCGGCCGACCCCACCCAAGGCACCACCCCAUCCUUUGAGAGCCUGGCGGCGGGGCGGACCUCCAGCUCCCGAGGCAGCCUUGCUGGGUGGACUCUCCACGCUCCGGGGUGGAAGUGGCUGGAGAGAGGAGGAGGCCGGGCUGAGCAGGAGCCGAGCGGCUCGGGAAGCCCCCGCUCACCCCCCGGGGUCAGAGUGCGCGCCUGUGAAAGCCGCCGGAGAGUGGCGGAGGUCGGGGCCC